GAGCGUGAAGGCUGCACGGACACCGGGACCUGGCGCACAGCCACUUCUCCGUCACAACGAUCCACUCGGUCACCCUCUCUCUCUGGACUGAUGAAUUCGAUGCUGAGGAUGGUGUGGCUUGCAGUGGCUCAGUGAAGACUCUUGAAGCAGGUGCAGUGGGAGGAUGAUCAGGAAUGGUUCUGUGGGUCCAGAACCACACGUUUGAGCUCCACACCUUCACCGUCUGAGGAGAACCUCGGUAGUGUGGGUCCAGCUUCAGCUCCCGCCUGUGUUUCGCAGCCCCCUCAGGCCGAGCCGUUAACCCCUUGAGACUCAACCCCCAGGUCUCAUUCUGGCCGGCACCAUUCCAGCCAAGGUGGAGGAGGACUUCCUCACGCUGGCCGCCGCGCGUUUCAGUCGCAGGAAACGCGUGAUCGGCGCGGCUGUGGGGGUAGCCAUGGUUCUGAUUCUGCUGGUGGCCAUCCCGCUGCUGGUCCACACCACCAAGGGCGGCGCUGGUGGAAGCACGGGCCACUACGAGAUGCUGGGGAGUUGCAGGAUGGUGUGUGACCCCUACAUGACCUCUCAGCCAGGCCAGGCGGUGAGCGCAGUUUCCCCUCCGCCUCAAGAUUACUCUGGGAGGAAGAUGAAGUCUGGAGUUCGCGGACCUCCAGGGAUGCCAGGCCCUCCAGGUGCACGGGGACCUCCUGGAGAGCCAGGCAAACCUGGGCCACAAGGCCCCCCUGGACCCGGACCAGGCGGCUACUCCCCGUCCAUCUACACUCCCAAAAUAGCAUUCUAUGCAGGUCUACGGAAGCAGCACGAAGGAAAUGAGGUCUUGAAGUUUGACGACGUAGUCACCAACGUGGGGAACUACUACGAGCCCAGCACGGGCAAGUUCACCUGCCCACUGCCGGGAAUCUACUUCUUCACCUACCAUGUCCUCAUGAGGGGCGGCGAUGGGACCAGCAUGUGGGCCGACCUGAAGAAGAACGGACUGGUCCGAGCCAGCGCCAUCGCUCAGGACGCCGACCAGAACUACGACUACGCCUCCAACAGCGUGAUCCUUCACCUGGACGUCGGCGACGAGGUGUGCGUGCAGCUGGACGGAGGGAAAGUCCACGGCGGGAACACCAACAAGUACAGCACCUUUUCCGGGUUCCUCAUCUACCCGGACUGACCCCGGAGCCACCGCAUCGCAGAGGAACCACACCACAACAAAGCAGCAUCAACUCAAGAGACGACGCAGAAGUGAACCAACCAGCGGGUCCGGUAGCUACCCAGCAGCAUGCAGGCGAGAACCCUCCGGUGAAGAACUGAAGGUGCCGUCCAAGAGGCAUCGCAUGAGAAACCGCCUACCCCAAGUCUCACCUCAUCAUGUGAACGCCCCGCUCUGAGGCUCACCUGGAGAAGACAAUGUUCUUCUGCCCAGGGGCCCCACAAAGGGCCAUCACACAGGACCAACACAUUUGCGCAGUUACUCAUGGAUGCGAGGUAACUCAUCUCCCACUGUUCAC
Messenger RNA from Synchiropus splendidus (mandarinfish), 1496 nucleotides. It is a transcript of the gene c1ql4a, whose product is annotated as complement component 1, q subcomponent-like 4. Bases 437 to 1159 code for a protein of 240 amino acids. Gene Ontology annotation, molecular function: protein binding. The transcript is spliced from 3 exons. NCBI's taxonomy places the organism in Eukaryota, Metazoa, Chordata, Actinopteri, Syngnathiformes, Callionymidae. The record is from RefSeq and is a predicted model, not a curated record.